Aspergillus affinis is the source of this 873-nucleotide messenger RNA. RefSeq lists its product as uncharacterized. The transcript has 2 exons. Lineage: Eukaryota; Fungi; Ascomycota; Eurotiomycetes; Eurotiales; Aspergillaceae. The coding region runs from base 1 to 873 and encodes 290 amino acids. The record is from RefSeq and is a predicted model, not a curated record.
AUGGACGCAUACGCUAUCUACACUAGCCUCCGUUCCCAUCUAGGCACCAACAACAAGACACUUAAGGGUGUCCAGUCUAUUAAGACAGGAUUCGCCCUUCUGCUUUUAUCUCCCGAAGCUCUCGCAGCCCUAGAGGCACAGAAAGAGGCUAUCACUACCUUCUUUACCAACUGCCAGAUCGAGCGAAACUCUCGCUGGAUCUCGUAUCGGGUAACAAACGUACCGAGAAAGGUCGGCCGGCUAAAUGCAAGCCAAUACUCUCUGAUUCCCGUCGAUCCGGAGAUACUAUCAGCUGAAAUAGCUGAAAUUACCGGCUUUACUCCAGUUGCAGUAACCGAAACUGUCGCUAGCGCCUCUGAUACAAAUACAAUUUCUUCAAGCUGGUUUGUCAACUUUCCUGAAGAAAGUAAAGCCAAGCUGCCUAUACGACUAUCUCUUUUCGAUCCUGUGCACGUAACCCUCGAUGCCGCCUCUGCGGCUCUACUUAACAUACUGAAAAAGGUCACAUUAAUUAUUGCGCUGCCGCGGCUUCUCAUACCUGCCCCCCAAGAUGCCUACACUGCUAUGGUCCCCACCCAGCAGACUAUAAUUAAUGCCUUCUUCGGCCCAGCAAGCCAGGCGCUCGUUUCACAAAGGCCCAGCAGGCUGAGACCCGCAAGACUUGCUCCGCAGCCCUCUCUAAGGCACGGACUGAGAGCAAAUGCUGCUCCCAACCUCCAGAAGCCCCUGAAACUGGAAUCUAUGAAGCCUCGCAAGAACAGGAUAUGUCUAUCGACAGCUAUCCUACAAUCUCUCCAUUCCGCCCAUAAAUCCCUCCUUAACAAGGACCAGCGGACUCCUUUCCAGUUACAGCCAGAGCAGUACGCUUUAUAA